UAAUUGUGUUUGAUAAUCGUGGAAUGGGAGAAUCAACCGUUGCUUCUUAUAGUGAGCCUAUCCCGGUAGAUUUAAUGGCUCAAGAUACAAUUGCAUUGAUUAAGCAUCUUGGAAUUAAAAGAUUUAAUUUGUUUGGAACAAGUCUGGGCGCUAGAAUUGCUUUUGCUGUUGCCUUGAACCUUCCAUCUGAUUUGAAGUUAGAGAAGAUAGUUGUUAGUUCUUGUGCUCCUCAAAUUGACCCAAAUUCAGAAGGGACUCGGAAAAUUGAAAAACUUUAUGAAUUGUCAAGCACUCCUUUUCCUAAUAAUAUCCAGGGACAAAAAGAAAGACUUCUUGAAAGUGAAUUUGAUCAAGAUUUUGCAAAAUAUCUACAUGAACAUCCUGAUGAACUUGAUAGAAUUGCAGAGCUCAUUGUUAACAGAUACCAUAGCAGACCAUUUGAAUUGAUGAAACGUCAAUGGGAGGCGAUUAAAACGUAUGAACUGCUGCCAAGACUAAAAGAAAUUAAAGUUCCAACUUUGGUAAUUCAGGCAGAAAACGAUGUAUUCUUUUCCACUAAGGAAGCUGAAUUACUUGCUAAAGAACUUUCUAAUUCAAAACUUUAUAAAAUUUCUAAUGUGGGAAAUAAUAUUUUUGUAAAAGAACGUGAAGCCACUACCAAUGUCAUUA
This is a messenger RNA of Dentiscutata heterogama, 669 nucleotides long. Lineage: Eukaryota; Fungi; Glomeromycota; Glomeromycetes; Diversisporales; Gigasporaceae. The record is from the annotation of a GenBank genome assembly.